Messenger RNA from Moesziomyces antarcticus, 4128 nucleotides. RefSeq names its product thiamine diphosphate-binding protein. The transcript is spliced from 8 exons. Lineage: Eukaryota; Fungi; Basidiomycota; Ustilaginomycetes; Ustilaginales; Ustilaginaceae. The record is from RefSeq and is a predicted model, not a curated record. Gene Ontology annotation, molecular function: oxidoreductase activity. Gene Ontology annotation, biological process: response to nutrient; branched-chain amino acid catabolic process. Bases 1 to 4128 code for a protein of 1375 amino acids.
AUGAUGUCAGGGGAAGCAAAGAUGCCAGACGCGCAAGUGUCCACUGAAGCCGCAAAGGACCUCAAGGCAGACCGUCGGUCGGAGCUGUGCAGCUGGUGGUCAGCCAAGGUCUCGUCUGCACAGACCCAUACGGGAAGCGAUCAGAAGGAGGAGCCGCUCGCUGAGCGAGAGUCGAUCGCGAUCGCAACGCCUAUUCGGAGCGAUCAGCGAUCGCGAUUGGGCACCAAGACGAUGGCGGUUCAGCCGCAAAUACAUAGCCUCCGCACCGAGGGUCCGGCUUGCCUCAUGAACUCGAUGCCAAACAUGGGUGUGUUUGCGCCGACCGAAGUCGCAGCAUACGCGUCGGUUUUGACGGUUCUUGCUCCCCCGCACACGGCUGCCCCACAAUUCUAUCCAAGGAUCGCCAGGCUUACCCGCGCCCUCCUUUCGCAUACGGGGUCCGCCGUGGUCAUGCCGAGCCAUGCCAACCCCGCCGGCACCAAGGGUCCUGCCUCCCCCACCAACAGCAACCGGGUCGGCUUUGACGGAUUCUCGCUCCAUCCUCCUGUGCCCCCGCAAUGUUCUUCCCAACCCCACGCCAACAUUGCAAGACUUGGACCGAGCGCGAGCGCAAGCACGAGCAAAAAGGCAGCAGCAGCAGCAGCAGCAGCUAACGCAAGCGAGCAUCGGCAUUUUGGACGCGUCCUAGUUGCACUUCCCCUCACCCUCGUCGCCUCUCUGCUCCUCGUCACACGCAUCGCAUCGCCUGUGCCUCCCCACCAGCACAUUCUCCUCGCCUCCUCUCGCACCGACCUCAUCCGCCGCCGCCAAGCUUCCGCCGCUGCCCGUGUACCUGUUCAUCCGCCGCUCAUCAUCGGUCUCUCUCCGUCUCUCAUCGUCGUUGUUUGCACUGACCUCUUCUCUCCCUUCCCACACACCAUCCAACCCUUCGGCCAAGCUCCGUAUCCGUCGCGGCGACCACCCGCAGCCAUGUACGCCUCCGCCGUCCGAAGGUCCACCACCUUCACCCUCGCCAAUGGCGCCCAGAUCCCCAAGCUCGGCUUCGGAACAUGGAAGAUGUCCAAGGAAGAGGCCGCGCCCGCCGUCGCCCACGCGCUCAAGGCCGGCUUCCGCCACCUCGACUGCGCCUGGGCCUACCGCAACGAGGACGCCGUCGCCCACGGCAUCAAGCAGGCCGGCAUCAAGCGUGACCAGCUCUGGAUCACCUCCAAGCUCUGGAACAGCUUCCACGACCCAGAACACGUCGAAAAGGCGCUCGACGACACGCUCAAGGACCUCGGCACAGACUACCUCGACCUCUACCUCAUGCACUGGCCCGUCGCCUUCAUGAACGCCAACGGCGCCAUGGUCCGCUCCAUCCGCUCCACCGGCGGUCAUCCCGUCGAGGACACCGAGCUCUCGCGCGACUUCAUGGCCACCUACCGCGUCAUGGAGGAGAUGGUCAAGAAGGGCAAGGUUCGCAACAUCGGCGUCUCCAACUUCAACAUCCGCCGCAUCAGCGAGGCCACCGAGGCCGCCGAGAUCAAGCCCGUCGUCAACCAGGUCGAGGUCAACCUCGGCGUGCACAACGACGAGCUGCGCAACUAUGCGCACGCUCACGGCGUCACCCUCCAGGCCUACUCGCCCUUUGGCUCCAACCAGAACGCCGCAAAGUACCUCGAGGACCCCGUCGUCAUCGACGUCGCCCAGCGCAACAACAUCACGCCGGCCCAGGUGCUCCUCGCAUGGACGCUCGGCCGUGACAUCAUCCCCAUCACAAAGAGCGUCACGCCUUCGCGCAUCGAGGAGAACCUGCGCGUGCUCGACAUCCAGCUGCCCGAGGAGGACAUUAAGCACCUCACCGACGAGGCGCUCAGCCGCCCCAUCGAGAGGACCGUCGACCCCACCGAGGGCUGGGCCGUCCAGGACGAGAUCUUCGAGGACGGCAUCGACCAGACGCGCGAGAUGGAGCUCAAGGGCGGCGCUUACGUCCCGCCUCCCGCCCACGAGUCGCCCAUCGAGCACCGUCUCGAGCCCCGCAACGACCCCGAGGCGCCCUCGCGCCAGUUCCACACCUCGGCACACCCCAUGGCCGCUGCCUCCUCGGCCUCCUCCAGCCGUCGACCCACCGCCAUCCAGGCGCGCCUCUCGCCUCGCUCCGGCUCCUCCUCCUUCUUCCGCAGCUUCGCCUCCUCCAGCCGCUCGGCCGCCGUAGCAGAGGUGCAGCCUCCCACCGCAUCCGAGGCGCCCGUCGUCAGCACCAGCCCGCUCCUCCGCACCACCACCGACUCGGCCAUCGCCACCCCGGGCCUCCGCUUCACCGACCGAGAGAACAACAUUGAGAGAGAGACCAAAAAGAUGAACAUGUACACGGUGCGUACCUUUUCCACAUCCGCCGCCUCCCGUGCCUCGGUUUCCGCCUCCCCUUCCGCUUCCUCAUCAGCAGCCGCACCAGCACCCACCUCGUCGUCGUCGCGCACCUUCCCGGACAAGAAGGCGUUCCUGUACGAACAGUACCUGCGUCUCUUGCGCGACAGCCCCAUGGUGCUGGUGCUGCAGCACAACAACCUCAGCGUCGCCGACUUCUCCAAGCUCCGCGCUGACCUCGCCGCCAUCAAGCUGCCCGAGGGCGAGGCGGCGCGUGCCAGCCUCACCGUCGUGCGCGCCAACCUCAUGAAGGCGGCCGCACGCGAGCUCGAGGCAGACAAUCCCGCCAUGGCUCAGCUCCAGCCCGCACUCAGCGGUCCGAUUGCUUUGCUGACGUGCCCCCAUCUUACCCCUGCGUACCUCAGCGCGCUGUUUAACGUGGUCGACCGUGCGCUCGGCCAUGUGCCGCCGCGUGCGCCGGCUGCGGGACAGUCGUUCCCCGCCGUCGCGGUGGCCAACCCGCGUCUGGUGCCCCUCGCCGCCGUGCUCGAGGGCAACAGGCUCCUCCCGGUGCCCCAGACCCGAGACGUCGGCAGGAUCGGCAGCCUGGACCAGCUCAGGGCACAGAUCGUCGGCCUCCUCAGCGCGCCCGGCCAGCAGCUGGCGGGCGUGCUCUCGCAGGCCUCGGGCUCCCAACUCGCGCUCACUCUCGAGGGCCGCAAGCGCGACCUCGAGUCGAAGCAGCAUAUAGAUCUGCACCGCCAACAGACCACAUUACUCGCUGUCCGUGCGGCGAUCCGCGAUGCGCAGGCGCAUGUGCUUGCCGCCGAUCCGACGGCGUGCGUGUUUGGCGAAGACGUUGCGUUUGGCGGAGUCUUCCGUUCGACGAUGGGCCUGGCCGAGGAGUUUGGGCGCGACCGCGUGUUCAACACGCCGCUCACCGAGCAAGGCAUCGUGGGCUUUGGCAUCGGCAUGGCCGACAUGGGACACACAGCCAUCGCCGAGGUGCAGUUUGGCGACUACAUCUUCCCGGCGUUUGAUCAGAUUGUCAACGAGGCGGCCAAGUACAACUAUCGCUCGGGCGGCCAGUUUAGCGCAGGCAAGCUCACCGUCCGCGCGCCGUGCCAGGGUGUCGGACACGGCGCGCUGUACCACUCGCAGUCGGUGGAGCAGUUCUUCAUGCCCGUUCCGGGGCUCAAGGUGGUGAUCCCGCGCAGCCCGAUCCAGGCCAAGGGGCUGCUGCUCUCUUCGAUCCGCGACGAGAACCCGGUGGUGUUCCUGGAGCCCAAGAUGCUCUACCGCAGCUCGGUGGAGCAGGUGCCCGUGGACGACUUCACGAUCCCGCUGUCCGAGGCCGAGGUGGUGCAGCCGGGUUCUGAUCUUACGCUCAUCAGCUGGGGCGCACCGCUGUACGCGUGCAUCGAGGCGCUCGACGUGCUGCGCAACCCGCCCGCGGCGAUCGCCAAGCACUUCCCGCAGGCGGUGCGCAGCGCCAGCGUCGAGGUGAUCGACCUGCGCACCAUCCUGCCCUGGGACCGCGAGACCAUCACGCGCAGUGUGGCCAAGACGGGCCGGUGCGUGAUUGUGCACGAGGCACCCGUCACCGCGGGCGCGGGCGCCGAGAUCGCCGCGCACGUGCAGCAGAACUGCUUCCUCAACCUCGAGGCGCCCGUGGCGCGCGUCGGCGGGUGGGACACGCCCUUCCCGCACGUCGGCGAGCUCUUCUACAAGCCCGAAGCCAUCCGCAUCGCCGACGCGCUCGUCAAGUCGCUCACGUACUAG